Lodderomyces oxycetoniae is the source of this 1935-nucleotide messenger RNA. RefSeq lists its product as uncharacterized. Gene Ontology annotation, molecular function: transcription coregulator activity; DNA-binding transcription factor activity, RNA polymerase II-specific. The record is from RefSeq and is a predicted model, not a curated record. Lineage: Eukaryota; Fungi; Ascomycota; Pichiomycetes; Serinales; Debaryomycetaceae. Bases 1 to 1935 code for a protein of 644 amino acids. Gene Ontology annotation, biological process: positive regulation of pseudohyphal growth by positive regulation of transcription from RNA polymerase II promoter; chromatin remodeling; cellular response to iron ion starvation. The transcript has a single exon. Gene Ontology annotation, cellular component: nucleus.
AUGUCAGGUUCCAACGAUGAUUUCACAAGCAAUAUUGAUGAACAAUUGCUUAAUAGUGUUGAUACACAUAGUGGGAAAUUGAAAUUAGAGGAAAUUGCUCAUGUAGCCGCUAUAGCUAAUAAUUCAAAGCAACAAGAGCACCUCCAGCAAGCUAUACAUGCAGGGCAAGGGCUAGUGCCAUUUGAUACUACAAUUCCUCAACAAAAACAACAAAAGGCUCAGAAAAAAAGUAGAAGAAGUAACAAGUCAAAACAAGACCAGCAGACGGGCGAGUUGAGCGAAGACGAUUUUAGGAAAUUCCAAUUACAACAACAGCAGCAGCAGCAACAGCAUCAACAACAACAACAACAACAGCAGCAGCAGCAGCAUCACCUCCAUCAGCAGCAACAGCAGCAACAGCAACAGCACCAUCUUCACCAUCAGCAACAACAACAACAACAACAACAACAUCAAUUGGAUCCAGACCUGUACAACAGGCAGCAUCAACACAAUCAACAUCAUCAAGUAAAUGCCGCGGCCGCUGGAAUCAGCACAUACACCCAUCCACACCACCAACACCAACACCACAUCCCAGAAUUGACAGCUCCUACAGCUGAGGAAUUAUCAGAAUACAACAUCCAGAUCCCCGAUCCCAUUGUUGAUGCUAAACUGAAAAUAUUCCCUGUAACGGAAAACACAAUUACCGCUGAAGGCAAUUUAAUAACACGUCCAUAUCCUGAACAAAUUUUCAACAAUCGUGACGACUUGAACGAGUUUAUCGCUGAAUUUGCUAGAGAUAAUGGGUUUGGUGUUGUUAUUGCUCAUUCUAACAAAAAGGCAAUAUAUUAUACCUGUGAAUUAGGUGGCCGUUAUCGUCAUAAAAAGACCAAGAAAAUAGAUGUUUCAAAACAAGUCGAUGUAGGAGAUGGAUACAUGUUGGAUCCCGACACAAAAACCAAAAAGUUGAAGUGCCCCUUUGCCAUGACUGCGUCUUUUAAAAAAUCAACAGGGAUGUGGACUUUGAGAACUACUUGUAAUGAACACAAUCAUCCACAGUUGGAUCCAUUGCUGAAUCAUCCAAUGUUACGCAAACGCAGUGAUGAAUUGAAUUUGGUCAUUUUGGAAUUAUACAAGUUGGGCACAAAACCAUCACAUAUCGAAUCUAAAAUCAAAAACCAGUACCCUGACGUAUUGAUUAAAAGAGAGGAUAUCUACAAUGAAAUCAGAGGCUAUAAACGUAAAUUGAAAAAGCAAAAUUCGAGAUUUGGAUUUAAUAAUCCUUCCAGAAUUGCAAACGCUCAAUAUAGGAAAAAAGCAGCUCAACAGGCUGCGGCAGCAGCUGCGGCGGCGGCUGCCACUGGAGCUGGUCCACAAGGUGUAGUUGGAUUACCAAACACUAUGAAUAAUAUUGGUGUUGUUCCCGGUGUACAGAAUAGCAGUGAUGCAGCUGACGCGGUAGCUGCUGUUGCUGCUGCUGCAAGUGCAAAUGCAUUUUUGCAUGGCAAUGGUCAACAUGUGCCUUACGACCCAUACCACUCUGCACCACCACCACCACCACCAUCACAAUCUCAGCAGGUGCAACAACAACAGCAACAACAUUCCUCCCACAAUCAUCACCAACUUUCCCAACAACGACAACGACAGCAGCAGCAGCAAAGACAACAACAGCAGCAGCAGCAGCAACAACAACAACAACUCCCUCAAAAUCAACAACAACAACAACAAGAAGAGUUUCAACGCCAAUUUGUUGCCGCUACUCAAGCUCAACAACAUCAAUUGGAUGACCAACAAUACCAGCAGUAUCAACAACAUUUACAAGAUCAUGGACUUCACGAUAAUGAUGGUGCCGCUGCCGCUGCAAUAGCAGCUGUUGCCAAUGUUGCCCGUCAACAUCACUAUCAAGACAAUGGAGAUUUAUCAAUGGAUAACAUUGAUAGUCGAUUAGUUGGAGAAUAG